AUGACAACUCCUUCAAAGUCUCCUGUGACUGAUCAGGAGUGCAUUAGGCUUGAGAAACUAGGGGACAAUGUUUCUGAUGGAAACACCACCAAGCUGGUGACUGGCGGCCCACCCAGAAAGAAGAUGGACCAGUUCAGUGGGGUAUGCAGACUGAGCACCAUCUCAGAGCAAGAGUCAGAGAAGCUGGACACAGAUCCUGUUUCCCAUGAACCCCUUGGUGCCAGUGAAUGGGGUGGUUCCAGCUUCUCUUUGUGUUCUGACAAGUUUAGGAACAGCAGCAGUCAUUUUUCCUCUGAUGAUUCUUACCAGCCUGGCACUGGAGAUGACUGCGCAUCUCUUCUGCUCGCCUGUCUGUAUUGUCGUUUCCAUGAGUUAAUGGCACUGCUACCGGAUACGUGUGUGAGGGCCGUGAGUCGCUGUUUUCCCUCAUACAGAUACAUCAUGGCGUCGAGUGAGAGGGGCCAGCAGGGAAAAGACUGCUGCAAUUGCAAGCUAGAGCUGGACUGUAAUUUCUGUGGCUCCUGUCAGGAUGCCGGAGAACUAAUAGAGUUGGCCAUGGAGAUAUCGGAGGUGUGCUAUCGCUGA
This is a messenger RNA of Toxotes jaculatrix (banded archerfish), 585 nucleotides long. RefSeq names its product myoD family inhibitor domain-containing protein 2-like. The transcript has 3 exons. NCBI's taxonomy places the organism in Eukaryota, Metazoa, Chordata, Actinopteri, Toxotidae. Bases 1 to 585 code for a protein of 194 amino acids. The record is from RefSeq and is a predicted model, not a curated record.